Scylla paramamosain (green mud crab) is the source of this 2723-nucleotide messenger RNA. Its product is annotated as SET and MYND domain-containing protein 4-like. Gene Ontology annotation, molecular function: histone deacetylase binding. Gene Ontology annotation, cellular component: nucleus; cytoplasm. Bases 163 to 2394 code for a protein of 743 amino acids. The record is from RefSeq and is a predicted model, not a curated record. NCBI's taxonomy places the organism in Eukaryota, Metazoa, Arthropoda, Malacostraca, Decapoda, Portunidae. The transcript is spliced from 5 exons.
GCAUGCCGAAAUGAGAGAAAAAAUGGAGAUGAUUCUGAAGCACCCGAGUGAACGGAGGUGGUGUCGGCAGAGAGGACAAGGCGAGAACCAGUCACCAACGAGUCAGCGAGCAGCCACGACAGCCAAGCUCGGCCCUACCAUCGCCCUCUUCUACUCAACAUCAUGGCUGAGGGAAGAUCUCCUGUGAAGCGUCAGGGAUCGUCUCCCGUGAAACGUGAGAGAAGAUCCCCAGUGAAGCGUGACCGCAUCACGGAUGUCCCGAGAACAUAUGACGGCAUGGUGACCAACUUCAUUAUGACGCUCACCCACAGGCGACCAGAGAAACUCAAGGAAAUCCAAGCUAUUAUGAAGCCAGAAAGUAGCACACUAGACAUGUUCUCCUUCAUCUGGGGACUGAGAGAAGCCCACUUCAAGCUGAGUCCAGAUUAUUUUACGUCCAAGAAGUCUGAUGAUAGUUCUUUUAUAUACUGGCGGCUUGGAAACACUCACUUAAGCCGGAAAGAUAAAGAUCUUGCACUCAAAUACUUUAACCUGGCCAUACAGCUGGCCCCGCACCCUCCAAUGGUUAUAGAUGAUAAGGUAAUUUCUAGCCAAGUCGCAAAAGGAAAAGAUGAUAGUCAGGAGAAACUCGAGGGUAACCCUGGCUGUCACAGCUCCGAAGGCUGGGGAGAGUAUGUGUCUUUGGCUUACGCAUAUGAAGCAAGAUCAUAUUUAUUGUUUGAUAUGGAUGAGUAUAGCAAAUGUAAGAGAGACAUCGAACUCGUUUUGGAGCUGGGAUGCCCCCCCAUGAUUGCAGCCAAGUUGAAUCAUAUGAAAGUGUUAUGUGAGGAGAGAAUCGAAAGUCCCCGCGAGGAAGCAGCGUCACCGACUUCAUCGGCUUCUUCACAUUCCCGCAGAAGCGAAAGCGGAGGAUCGACAGAUUCUUCGCCUCAGAGAAAACCUGUUGUGGAAUCUCCAGUAUCGUUCAAGUACAAGUGUUCUGACCCGCCAGUGUUGGGGGAUCGCAGCUCGGCCAUCCCAGCAUUCUGCUCCUCGGUCAGAGUGGCUUUCAGCAAGGACAUGGGACGCUCUCUGGUAGCGAAGAGGAAUAUUUCUCACGGUGAACUUGUUGCUGUCGAGGAAGGUUACUGCACCGCCGUCCGGCUGGAGCACCUGAGAACCUACUGCGUGGUUUGUCUCAAGCGGACCCUCGCGCCCCUGCCCUGCCCGUCCUGCUCAAUGGUGGUGUUCUGCAGCGACCACUGCCGCAUUCAGGGUCUGGCCAACGUCCACUGGCAAGAGUGUCCCAUCCUACCAACAAUGGCGGAACUUAACAUGGGUAUCAAUCCAUUAUUGGCUUUAAAUCUAUUUAUGAAAAACACUCACACAAAACUGAGGGAGGUCGCCCCCCAGGUGAUAGCUGAGACUAGACACCAACCACCUGAGCUUCGCGGCUUCAGUUACGAGGGUGUGUAUGAUCACACCCACUACAGGACUGUGUACAACCUUGUCACCAACAAGGCGAAGAUGGGGUACAAGGAUCUGCUUAGUAAAGCAAUGGAAGCUUUCGUGAUCGUGAAGGUGCUACAAGCAGGAGGAAGAUACUUCAGAGAUAGCGAAGGAGAGAAAUUUUAUCCAAGUGAAGAAGAUUUGAUGUUCACCGGAGCGCUUCUUAUGCAUCACAUGAUGAACUUCGGGUGCAACUCGGGAGGAAUCUUUGAGGUAGAGAUUAUCGGAAAAGAAGUGGAUAAAAACCCCAUUCGGCUAUACGGCGCUGGCAUCUUCCCUGCCGUGAGUCUGAUGAACCACUCCUGCUACGCCAACUGUGUGGUUCUCUCGUACGGCAGGUACCGCGUGGUGAAGGCCAGCCGUGCCAUACGUGCCGGCAGUCAGCUCACGUGCCAAUAUGUUGAUGUAUUGAAAGGAAACCUGAUGGAGAGGAGAGCCAGGCUGCUUCCUCAGUACUUCUUCGUCUGCCAUUGUGAGGCUUGUGAGGGUAACUGGCCCGAGGGUCUGCAGUACACCACAGCCUUCAACCUACGAUGUGUGAGGUGUCAUGUUUUGGUCAACGCAAAUACGAAAAAGUGUUCCCAGUGCAAUCUGUACUACCAUAAGCGUACCACUGUGUCCGGUGAACCGCAUUUGACCACCUACGAGUACAACCUCGUGAGGAAGAAGGUCGAACAAGCACUGAAGGAUUACAAACGGGCCGAACACAGACUGAUCAGGAGAGGAGAGGAGUCUGAAGCAGACAUGAAGAUCGUGAGCAACCUAAUAGAGCUGUACGACGACUUUGUGGAGCUGCCCUCGUACAUCCACGUCGCCGCCCAGAGCACAUACAACUCCAUGAACUAUAAGUUGGCAUGCUCGGCGUACACAGUCGAGGACAACAGCCCGCAGUGUUUAGUCUCGUAGCGGUGACGAGGACCUGAUGCUCAUCAAGCGAGAGGAACUAUGGAAGGUGUUGACCCACAUCAAUCGCGGGAUUUUUCGAGAGCAUGCCUUGAAAUUCUAGAAAGGGUGUUUUAACGUAAAUAACCUGCUUUUUAUAUCUAUUCCGAUCUUUUAGUAGAGUUUGUGCUUGAAAUUUCAUGUAUUUUUUAAAUUACUAUACUUGAAUUUAACGUAAAAUUUUAAAUAUUUUGCUUUCAUAUUUUGACCAGAUUUUACAAAAUUAAGUUUUAUUGUUUUAAUGUCAGUUUUAUUGUUUUAAUGUCACUCUCAAUAAAACCAUUUAAAAUCAA